ACAGAGCAAGAUCCCGAGGGCUGCGAGGGAAGGAGAGCCCUCCGCCCCUCCCCAAGGCGCCCAAGCUGCUCGGGCUCUGGCUGUGGGACAGAACCAGGAGCUCAGCUGUCACCUGGGUGUGAACCCGGCUCACUCCCUGGGCUGACACGUGACCCCAGGCAGUGGAGGAACUGCUGUCCCUCACCCUGAAGGGAGUCCUAGUGAGGUCUGCGUGUAUCUUCAGCCUGUGACACCACCUGCCUGCGACAGCAGCCCUUGUCCUGGCUUCCCGGAGCCCAGUGCUCAUCUCCCUGGAGAGCAGAGUCUGCUCCCCGGCUGAUUCCUGCCUUCUCCACACACGUGUGCUGGGAGUGUAACUGAGUCCUUCUUCAGUAUGUUUCUCAUACGUACAGAGUCUGGGGAAAGUUCACACCUCAGCAGUUCUCUGUGCUAAACAAGAUCUGGAAGUGAAAGGCCUGCACCGUGAGCACCUCUUGGAAUUGUAAGGCCAGAGGAACUUGUAUUGAUCUCAUGACGGCUCAAUAAAUUUCGUAUUAAAUUAUUUACUCAAGUUUCUCUUCCCUCAAGUGUGUAUACAUUUUUGGUAGCCUGUGUGUCUAUUUUGAUGUCUAUACUACUAUGAUUUCUCAUCUAGGUAUUCAUUUAGAUACCCAUGAGUCUAUCCACCAUCUCUGUGUCUCCUACACCUGGUAUUUCUGUACCUGUCCCUGUGUGAGUAUGUGUUCGUCUCUGUCACACGCACACGCACACACACAUACACACCUGAUCUCCAGACAUGUUCAGUCUCCUCCCAUGCAUUCCUCAGUAACUAUACACGAACUUCGGCUCCUGCACACUCACAAAGACCUCACCCACUGCAACGGCCUGGUCCCUGUACCACUCAUCGUCCUUCCUCAGCCCUGCACUGCCGGCUUCUCACCUCUCGUCCCAGCCUGGGAAGGAAUCCUGUGGAUCCCCCGUCCCAUCACUCUGCUGCCCCCACUGGCCUGGGCCCAGUGGAUAUUACGUCUCCUUACACUGUUGUCUGGUGCCUUCUUUUAUCUUCUUCCACACCAACCCCAGGACUUGCCCCAUCCUCAGCCUGGCUCCUGGGAUUCUAGUGAAAUGCGUUCAUCAACUCUGUCUUCGGUCAGAAGCCUGCGGUGGCUCUGCUGUCACUCACAGAGACUCCUGAGCACUGAUUCUGGGCCACAGGACACUGCAGGCACUGACUGCACUCUGGACCUCAUCCUUACACAGUCCCAUAUUGCACACGUUCUGCCCCAACCGGGGCCAGGUCAGCACACCCGGACUCUCCCCAACAACACAGUGCCCACAAUGGCUCCACCCUGCCCCCUGGACAUCCUUCACCACAGCACCAGGAAACGCCUCCUUCAACCUGCAACCCUCCUGGAACGCACUCCUUCAACUGUUCCCUUUGCACACUCCCCGCCCUUCCAUUCUCACACAUCCAGCUCCUCCUCUUACAGCACUGUGUGCACGCCAACAUGUUCCUUUUCAUUUCCUUCAGAGGACAAGGAUUUCCGGGUGUCCCCAGCACACAUAGCAAUGGUCCAGUCACAGGCAGGGCCGAUACACCUGCACUAAGUGGGAAUGAACUUUGCUCUCGGAGAAGCAAUGAGGGAACACGAGGAUCACACACACACACAGAGCUGAGAACACUGGCUCUGUGGAAAAACAGAGACAUGAGCACUGCCCAGCAGCUCUCGCCUCUGUGUGACCACACUUACGGCAGCGAGGCCCUAACGAUUUCACCGUCUGCUCUCUCUGUCCACUAAGAAACACCCUGUUGUUCUACUGUUUGAAAGCAGAGACGGGGGGCUGGGGAUUUAGCUCAGCGGCAAAGCGCCUGCCU
Chinchilla lanigera (long-tailed chinchilla) is the source of this 1855-nucleotide messenger RNA. RefSeq lists its product as uncharacterized. Bases 619 to 1587 code for a protein of 322 amino acids. NCBI's taxonomy places the organism in Eukaryota, Metazoa, Chordata, Mammalia, Rodentia, Chinchillidae. The transcript has 2 exons. The record is from RefSeq and is a predicted model, not a curated record.